Messenger RNA from Choloepus didactylus (southern two-toed sloth), 981 nucleotides. Its product is annotated as olfactory receptor 6C74-like. Gene Ontology annotation, cellular component: membrane. Bases 1 to 981 code for a protein of 326 amino acids. Gene Ontology annotation, biological process: G protein-coupled receptor signaling pathway. NCBI's taxonomy places the organism in Eukaryota, Metazoa, Chordata, Mammalia, Pilosa, Megalonychidae. The record is from RefSeq and is a predicted model, not a curated record. The transcript has a single exon. Gene Ontology annotation, molecular function: G protein-coupled receptor activity; olfactory receptor activity.
AUGAAAAACUAUACAAGGCCAACAGUGUUCAUUCUGCUGGGGUUGACAGAUAGUUCUAACUGGCAAAUUAUGCUAUUUCUUUUCCUAUUUAUAACAUACAUUUUCAGUAUGUUAGGAAACCUGACAAUCAUCACCCUUACUCUCCUUGAUUCCCAUCUUAAAACACCCAUGUACUUUUUUCUGAGGAACUUUUCCCUUUUAGAAAUUUCAAUGACAACAACUUGUAUUCCUAAAUUCCUGAUCAGCCUAGCAACAAAGGACAAAACAAUUACCUAUAAUGCUUGCGCAGUCCAGUUAUUUCUGUUCAUUUUUUUUGGAGCAGCAGAGUUCUUCUUAUUAGCAGCCAUGUCCUAUGACCGCUAUGUGGCCAUCUGCAAACCCCUGCAUUAUACAACCAUCAUGAGCCCCAGAGUCUGCACCAAGCUGGUCUUUACUUCUUGGGUGGCUGCAUUUCUGGAAGUCUUUCCAGGGCUGAUCAUGGGUCUGCAGCUGGAGUUCUGUGGUGACAUCAUUGAUCAUUUUGCAUGUGACUAUGGCCCUGUCCUUCAGCUCUCUUGCACAGACACCAGGCACAUAGAACUCUUCUCUUUUACAUUAGCUUUAGUGACACUUCUUGUCACCCUGAUGCUAGUGAUUAUCUCCUAUACACUCAUCAUAAGGACGAUUUUGAAGAUUCCAUCUGCACAGAAAAGGAAAAAGGCAUUUUCUACCUGUUCUUCUCACAUGAUUGUCCUCUGCAUUUCGUAUAGAAGCUGUAUCUUCAUGUACAUUAAGCCUAAUCCACAAGAAAGGGUGGCUUUAAAUAAAGAUGUGGCAGUGCUCAAUACUUCACUUGCCCCCCUCUUAAACCCUUUCAUUUAUACUCUGAGAAACAAGCAAGUCAAACAAGACUUCAGAGACAAUGUAAGAAAGAUGUUUUCUUUCUUCUCAAGCAAAUUCUAUUGUCAGCAAAAAAAAAAAAAAAAAAAUGAAAGAAGCUGA